Molecule: messenger RNA, 756 nt
Organism: Lactuca sativa (garden lettuce)
Lineage: Eukaryota; Viridiplantae; Streptophyta; Magnoliopsida; Asterales; Asteraceae
Source: RefSeq, a predicted model, not a curated record
AUGGAGGAGAAGCAUUUGAAUUUGAAUGUUGGUGGUGAAGGUUUUGAACCAGAUGAUAUGUUCGAAGAUGCACCUUUGGAUUUCGAUCCUGCGUAUCCACCUCUGUACAGAUGGAAACGAAAUCAUCCCAAAGAACAAGUUCUUGGUGAUCCUCAAGCUGGAGUGUUGACCAGAGCUCAGCUUUGUGCUAAAAAUGAGAAAGUGGGGGAUUACUUGAUGCUUGUUCAAAUUUACGUCGAUGAUAUUAUUUUUGGUUCGACUAACCCUUCAUUGUCUAGUGAAUUUGAACAUAUGAUGAAAAAUCAAUUCAAGAUGAGUAUGAUGGGUAAGAUUAAUAAUUUUCUGGGAUUGAAUAUUCGUCAAAGUAAAGAUGGAAUUUUCAUAAAUCCAGAGAAGUAUUCUCGAAAUCUGCUCGAGAAGUUUGGCUUGAUGAAUAGUUCGAAAUUGCCAGCACCAAUGGCAGUCGGCACACGCUUAGGCACUUUGUUGGAUAAGAAUGUUGUCGAUAUUACUUUGUACACGAGCAUGAUCGGUUCGUUACUAUACUUAACUGCUAAUAGACAUGACAUUAUAUUUGUUGUUUGUAAUUGUGCCGUGUAUCAGUCAAAUCCCAGGGUACCCCAUCUAACAGGUGUAAAGAAUACUUUUCGCUAUCUCAAAGGGACGGUUUUGUUUGGUUUAUGGUACCCUUCGAAAACAAGAUUUUCCAUUCAAGUGUUUUCUGAUGCAGAUCUUGGUGGAUGUCAUCAUUACUGA